Chara braunii is the source of this 1429-nucleotide messenger RNA. The record is from the annotation of a GenBank genome assembly. Lineage: Eukaryota; Viridiplantae; Streptophyta; Charophyceae; Charales; Characeae.
GGGGGGGUUGGACGUGCGGAUCCUCGCUGUUGAUUGGUGGUCUGCGGUCUUCUGUACUUCGCGACGGGCGGAUCCUCGGUAACGUUUACGGCGAUGGCGUCGGAGGGGAUGGACAUGCGUCAUGCGCUAUCGAAGGCGGAGAGGACUUCGGUGGCAGCGGCCGUGAGCGUCGUCCUCUUCCGGUGCCAAUUGGAGAGGGGCGAGGGGAGGAUGAGAGCGGCCAUUCGCGCGCGGCGGAAAUGGACGCUGCAGUCGCCGUCUGUGGGGGGCGACGACAGCGCUGCCAUUUGCGACGCCGUGCUGCAGAUGUGCUGUGCCAUGGGGUGUGGAGCGUUCCCCAGAGCGACGCCCAGAUGGUGGAUGAAGCGACGUACAGGCGGCAUGUGGGAGGAUCUCUGGCUAUGCGACGACGCGAUGGCGGACUACUUCAGGGAGAAGCUACGAAUGUCGCCACGUGUAUUCCGACAGAUAACGGAAGCUUUGUCUCCCUUCCUUGAGCUACGUGUCACUUUCUACAGGGAGCCCCUCCAGCCAGACCAGAUUGUCGCCUACGCUUUGUACAGGUGGGCGUCGGGGGAGACAUACGAGAGCGGGACAUGCAACUUUGGCAUUGGCAGAUCUUCCGGGUUGGUGGCGGUGCGGGAUAAGGCGGUCGUCUUGCGCGCUUUCGCUGACAAGGGUUUCCCCAACUGCCAUGGGUGCAUCGACUGCACCCACAUCUUCAUCGACAAGCCUGCGAAUUGCCCCGGGGAGGACUACUACGAUAGGAAACGACGUUUCUCCGUGCAGGCACAGGUCGUCAUGGAUUUGAACUUGCGCAUGCUGGAUGUGUUCGUCGGUUACCCGGGAAGUUGCCACGACGUCAGGAUCGUCCAUCUGUCCAGUUUAUGGGCACGCGCCGAGGCGGGAGAGCUUUUCACCGGCCCACCUGUCAUGCUGCCUUUCGGUGUGCGAAUGGAUGAAUACCUGCUGGGGGACAACGGGUACCCGCCCUCCGAAUGGGUUGUCAUCCCUUACGGCGGUGUAUCCCAAAACCCUGUGGAGAUGCGCUUCGAUAACAAGCAGAAGAUGGCGAGGGGCGCAGUGGAGAGGGCUUUUGGCAGACUGAAGGGGAUGUGGAGGUUGUUCCUUCGAUCCCACAAGAUUAAUAUGGAGACGUUGCUGCAGCAGUUCGUCGCCGUCUGCAUUCUCCACAACAUACUCAUCGACGCGGGCAUCCCGUUCGACGACAAUCUGCUCUGGGAGGUCAGGCCGGAUGGUGUUCGAUGCAGGGUGGAUCUUGGGAUGGAUCGUCCUGUGAGGCAGAUGUGCAUGGAGUCCUCCACAGGGGAUGCCCUCAUUCUACGUGACACUAGCUGAGCAAAUGGCGGCAUAGUGAAGACGGCGAGGCGAGCGGAGGGAUCGGCCUUGAUGGCGUGGCUCAAGCGAU